GCAGCCACCCACAACAGAAGCAGUCGCCUCCAUGGAGCUCCCAGAGCAGCUGCCAUGGAACCACUCAGGACUGCCUUCUGAUAACACAUCUACCUGCUCUGAGAGUGCAGAUUUCCAAUAUAUCCUGUUCCCUGUGGUUUAUAGCUUAGUGUUUCUCCUAGGUCUGGCUGGGAAUCUCUUUGUGCUGGGCUACUUCCUUCGGACCAAGUCAGCCACUGCCCCACCCAAUGUCUUCCUGGUGAAUCUGGCCACCAUUGAUUUACUUUUUGUGCUUACCUUGCCCUUCCGCAUCACUUAUCAUGCCCGCCAUAAUAACUGGACCUUUGGGGAAGCCCUCUGCAAAAUUACAGGCUGCCUGUUUUUUGCCAACCUCUAUGGCAGCUCUCUCUUCCUGGCUUGCAUCUGCCUAGAGCGCUACGUAGCUGUGGUACAUCCACUGAAGCACAUUCAGUUCCGGCAGCUGCGCUACCGUGUGGGAGCUGCCUUGGGAGUGUGGCUGUUACUCAUUGUGGCCAUCCUGUUUCUGGCCCUCCGUGGGUCCCUGACCAGCCCCUUUGCAGAUGGCCGCAUUGCGUGCCUUGAAAACUUCUCCUCCAGUUCCUGGAAGGGGCGCAUCUCGGGCAUCAGUAUCUUUGCUGCUGUGGUUGGCUUCCUGCUGCCUCUUCUUUUGAUUGGUGUCUGCUACCCUCUGAUUGCCUGGCGCCUACUGGCUUCUCCUGGAGUGCAGUCAAGUUCCCGAGCAGUGAGACGCAAGGCCCUGCGGACAGUGCUGGUGGUCCUUGGUGUUUUCCUGAUCUGCUUUGCACCUUAUCAUGUUGUACAGCUGGUUCACACACUGGGCCGUGUGGGUGUCCUAGGUGGCUGCCCCCUCCUCCGUACCACCUACGCGGCUCGUCGCAUCACUAUGGCGCUGACCAGCCUUAAUGCCUGCCUAGACCCAUUGGUUUAUUACUUUGCUGCUGAGCGGUUUGCUUGGCAACCAGGCUGGUGGAAGUGUGGCUGUUGUCAGCCAGAAAGCCCCCAAUGGCCUCUGGGGCUCCCCCGGUUGAUUUUCAGCAAGGCCUCUUCCUCUGGAGAAACCACGAGGACUGACACAGAGCAGUAAGCAGAGAAACUCUGUCCCUUAACUUUACAAUCUGCUUCGUUCCCUCUGCAUGAGAUGAAUGGAGACAUUUAUCAUAGUUACAUGGGUGUGAAUGUCCUGCUUGUGCAAAGAAUGGACCGGAAAUGAGUGAGCAAAGGAGUCUCAAGAUGGCUUUUAUCCGCCUUUACAUGCUUCCAGACAGAUGACCUAUCAAAGGAUGUGAUGUGAUUACUACUUUUUUCAUUGUGAUGUUUUUACAUGAGACUUUUCUUGUGCAUUGCUUUGCUGUAUCUCUGAGAAUUUUGGGGGAAUAGAUGUUCUUUACCAGUUCUUCAAAUUAUUUUUCUUAUUCAAAAGUCUUUUAAGUAGGGGAAGGCAGAAUGCAGGUAGUCCUUGAUUUAUGGCCACAGUUGGGACCAGAAUUUCUGUUGCUAAGUGAUGUGGUCAUAAAGUGUGAUAUCACAUGACUGCAUCGCUUAGUGAUGGCAAUCCCAGCACUUCCCAUUGCCACCAUUAACCGAAUUCCACUGGUCGUUAGCUGAGAACCCACCUGAAUCCAAGCCAUUUCAGGCUUGGUCUCUCCCAGCCCAAAAAAUCCCGCCCCCCUCCUCUCCAACAGGCCCAAAAACCUGAAAUUAAGGAGCUAUUAAGCUGAGUCACUCCAAGACACAACUUCCUCCUCCACUUCCUGGUUAGGGUUGUCAGGUUCGGUCAGCACGGGGCUUCGGGGA
Messenger RNA from Python bivittatus (Burmese python), 1815 nucleotides. Its product is annotated as lysophosphatidic acid receptor 6. Gene Ontology annotation, molecular function: G protein-coupled receptor activity; oxysterol binding. NCBI's taxonomy places the organism in Eukaryota, Metazoa, Chordata, Lepidosauria, Squamata, Pythonidae. The record is from RefSeq and is a predicted model, not a curated record. Gene Ontology annotation, cellular component: membrane. Gene Ontology annotation, biological process: G protein-coupled receptor signaling pathway.